AAAAAUGUUUCGAUUAUUUUUAAUAUUUGUUUUUGGAAUCAUUAUUAUGUGUAUCUAUAAUCUUUGCGUUGUAGAUUUUACUCCGCAAGAAUUUCGUUUGACCAUUAGUUUACUUGUUUGUACGCUUUUUCUUUUUGUAAUCGCUUGCAUUAUUAAUGUAAACGGUUCAUUUUAAAUAUAUUUUAAAAUAAAUUAAAUAAAGAUUUCUAAUAAUAUUCCAUGUUUUUAUUUUUAGAAAACAAAUGGCAAACAUUGAAAAGCUUAAGAUCCAAGCUCUUCAAAUCACUGGAGCAAAUUACAUAGCAUGGACCACUGAUGUGGAACUUCAUUUAGAUUCGCAGAAUCUAUUGGAGACGAUAAAAGAGAAAAAUGAAUCACCUGCCAAUGAAAAGGCGAAGGCGAUAAUUUUUCUAAGAAAGCAUCUAGAUGAAAAUCUGAUGCAUGAUUAUGCAAAUGUAAAAGACCCCGUGGAGUUGUGGAAAGCUUUAAAAAAUAGGUUUGACAACCAGAAAGCAAUAACUCUCCCACAUGCCCUUGACGAAUGGGCAAAUUUGAGGUUCCUAGAUUUUAACAAGGUAGCACAGUAUAAUUCUACCAUGUUAAGAAUCGUGGCUCAAUUGGAAUACUGUGGUAAGAAAGUGAGCGAAGACGAAAUGCUCAAUAAAACCUACCUUACAUUCCAUAAGGAGCACUAUGUUCUUGCAGAACAAUACAGGAACUGCAAGUACAAAAUGUUUUCCGAGCUGAUUGUGGCGCUUAUGAUAGCAGAGAAGAAUAAUGAACUUCUCAUCAAAAACCACAAUGCUCGGCCUGCAGGAACCAAAGCAUUCCCUGAAGUGAAUGCAGCGGAUGUAAAAAAUCUGGAGAAAAAGGAUGUAAACUAUCCUGAGAAAGGGAAUCAAUCAUAUCGGGGUCGUGGUGGUCGUUUUAAUCGUGGGCGUGGAAGAAAUUACAACUCACGUGGAAGGGGGUCGUUCAAAUGGGUUCGUCCUCAAAAUGAUUCAAAAGGGAAGGAACACCAAGAAAAUUCCACCCAGAAGAGUGAGAAUGUGUGUUAUAGAUGUGGAUCUAAGGGACAUUGGGCCCGUACGUGUCGAACUCCUCCACAUCCUUGUAAGCUGUACAUGAAUUCCACGAAAGGAAAAGGGAAAGAAGUCAAUUUAGCAGAAAACUUCGAGGAUACAUCGUAUCUCGAUUCUCCCUCCUUUGCAAAUGAUUUGGAUUAGACC
This is a messenger RNA of Arabidopsis lyrata subsp. lyrata, 1229 nucleotides long. RefSeq lists its product as uncharacterized. NCBI's taxonomy places the organism in Eukaryota, Viridiplantae, Streptophyta, Magnoliopsida, Brassicales, Brassicaceae. The record is from RefSeq and is a predicted model, not a curated record. Bases 243 to 1226 code for a protein of 327 amino acids. Gene Ontology annotation, molecular function: zinc ion binding; nucleic acid binding. The transcript is spliced from 2 exons.